Messenger RNA from Magnolia sinica, 2255 nucleotides. RefSeq names its product GCN5-related N-acetyltransferase 6, chloroplastic-like. The record is from RefSeq and is a predicted model, not a curated record. The transcript is spliced from 9 exons. Lineage: Eukaryota; Viridiplantae; Streptophyta; Magnoliopsida; Magnoliales; Magnoliaceae. The coding region runs from base 526 to 1476 and encodes 316 amino acids. Gene Ontology annotation, molecular function: acyltransferase activity, transferring groups other than amino-acyl groups.
UUUUGUCAUUUUUCUAGGGUUUCUUUCGAUCCUCUCUCUCUGUGGAGAGAGGGAAAAAAAGCAAAAAAAAAAUCUCAAAUUCUCCUCCCUUUUCGCUUGAAUUCUCCCUCCGAAAUUAGGGUUUCGUUUCUGCUCUUGUCUUCCUUCUCGAUUCCAAAAAUUCCCGAAUUUCUGCUGUCAAAAAUGGCAGAAAUUUCUCCAAAAAUUUCUCCAAAUUAGGGUUCCGGUCUUUUUCUCCGUUUCGUUUCAUCUCAGGAUUCCCUUUUUCGGAUAUUGUUCUACAAAUAAAUGGGAAUUUCUGUUUUAUUUGCUGAAUUUGGUCUCUGCUGCAGGAUUUGAGUCUCGGUCCAUCGAAAUCGAAAAAGGAGCCCCAGAAAUUCACCCAUUCAGCUGAUUUUCUCGUUGUUUUGAUUUCGGAGAAGUUCAGAUUCGAACUCGUCUGGGAAUUUUGAUUUUUCCAGCGUCUUGAAUUGGGUAGUGUUUGGGGGGAUUAUUUGAGUAGGUUAUGAGAUCAGUGCCUGAGAUAUGCUUAACGGAAAUAUAGAGCUUGUGGGGAGUUUCGUCCCUCGAUUCCAUGUUUCUCCACCUCGAUUGACCCAAGUGGUUGUUGGAAGGAGGAAAUGCAAUCCCGUGCUAUGUGUCUCCAAGGUUUCUUCUUCAUUCGGGGAGACCUUUCCUGUGUCACACCGUCGAUGGAAAGUUAUAGAAGUCCAGUGCAAUGAUAGUUCUAGUAUUCACCAAUCAUCAAUUUCUCAUGGCAGCACGUCGAGGCUUCCUGAGCUCUCUUUUGACAGAUUGCAACCCAGUGACCAGGAAUUGUGUGGAGGACAAAGGAGGGUUUUUGGUCGAUUUGUUGCUCGUGGAGCUGCAUUGGAUGAAGAAUACUGGACAGCAGCAUGGCUGCGAGCAGAAGCCCACUGGGAAUCCCUUUCUUAUAUGCGGCAUGUUGAUAAUUACAAAAGGAAGUAUGCGGAGAAGGAAUUCUAUGCUUUGAAACACCGAUGUUCUGGGAGGGAUGGCAACUGCUUGAAGUGUUUUUGCAUUGUUGCAGUUAAGAAGGAAGAAGAGAAUGUUAGACGCUCUGUCUUAAACAGUGUUGUAGGAACCCUCGAUGUAAGCGUCCGGCAGUUCUUGCAAGGGGAAACCUUCCCAGGGGAAGUGAAAAGGGCAAGUGGCGUCCUUGUUAACCACGAAGCCAAUGAUGCACAUAGAUAUGCGUACAUUGCGAAUGUUUGUGUGGCGAAGUAUGCCCGCCGUCGGGGAAUUGCUACUAAUAUGCUUCAUUUGGCGACUGAUGUUGCUAUCUCAGCAGGUAUGAAACAGUUAUUUGUUCAUGUCAAUGCUGACAACAAGCCUGCCCAAGAACUGUACAGGAAAACUGGCUUUGAGGUUACUGAUUCGCGUGGACUCUUUGAGCUUGGAAAGAAUUUCAUUCUUUGGAAAUGUCGACCCCUUGUGAAGUCGGCGAUGUCCUAAACAAAAAAGAUGAAGAAGACAUUUCAUGUCUAUUUCCGCUUCUGGCACAUGAAUGGGUCUUCCGGGCUUUGUAAUUAUUUUUUUUCACGAGGAAUUAAAUGAUCCUCAAGUUUAGGAUGUGUGCAGUAUCCUCGAGCAUUGAAUUGAGACAAUAGGGUCUAUGUUCUAGAAAGUUGAUCCGAUGACCUCAAAUGUGGUAGACAAUGGCCCUAGAAUCUCCAUCACUGGAAGCUUGUACCUAUCUGUUCUUUGCUUCUUCUUCUUUCUAUUAUUAUUAUUAUUAUUAUUAUUUAAUUAUUUAUUUAUUUCUUGUUGAUCAUGGACCAUUGUUGCGUUCUUGACAUCUAUUUGCAGACCACCUAUUGAAGGUUGGGAAUUUUCUACUUGAGGGAUUUUUUGGGGAUCCAUCCAUUGCGGGACCACUAGAUUCAUGGUCUGGAUAUUGUGAUCCAUCGGCAGCAUUGUCCAAACUCGAGGCUUGAGGACAUUGUGCAUGGGGAUCAUAUAAUUCCACCAAAAUGGGCCACUAAACCUUUAAAAAAAAAAAGAAGCUAAAAAGCAAGUCUAUGGUGUCAAAGCGAUCCCUUGACUUCUACCUAAAAACUCAAGCCGCACUAACAGCAGAUGAUUUGUUAUGAGUAUGUUUGGUUAGGGGAUCCUGCAAAUUGGUAUUAAUUCCAUUCCAAUCCCAAUUUUGGUGGCCCCAUGCUCUCCAUGUGGGAUUCACGGCACUAAAUUGGUCCCUGCUUUGGCAUAAAUUCAAUUAGCAAUGUUUUUUU